Molecule: messenger RNA, 1994 nt
Organism: Fusarium odoratissimum NRRL 54006
Lineage: Eukaryota; Fungi; Ascomycota; Sordariomycetes; Hypocreales; Nectriaceae
Exons: 2
Coding region: 186-983 (265 amino acids)
Biological process (GO): mRNA splicing, via spliceosome
Cellular component (GO): U2-type catalytic step 1 spliceosome
Source: RefSeq, a predicted model, not a curated record
CCAGAUAGCCCCGCUAUUAUUAGCUACACUCUGCGACUGUUCAACUCCAAAACUUCAAUCUUCACGAUCGAUCAUUCACACAGCACGAAUCUGGCUCUGCCACCGCCAGCUACUUUAAUCUACAAGCGCGCUUCCGCAUAUAACUGAGCCUUACUUGAAAUACCCACUCUUCGAAUUCGCCCACGAUGUCGGAACGCAAAGUACUACAGAAAUACUACCCUCCCGACUUUGAUCCGAGCGCUCUUCAGCGUCGUCGUGGUCCCAAGAACGCUGGACCUCGCAUUCAGCAGGUUCGCAUAAUGUGUCCAUUUACUAUGCGAUGCACACGAUGCGGCGCCUUCUCAAAUCGCGGUUUGAAGAAGAACGCUCGCAAGGAGACUCCGCCGGACGAAAAGUACCUAGGAAUACAGAUCGUUAAGCUCAGUUUCCGGUGUUCGUCCUGCAGCUCGGAGAUCAUCAUCAAGACCGACCCAAAGAACCAAGACUACGUUGUUGUCAGUGGAGCGGUGAGGAACAAUGAGCCGUGGAGGAAUCGCGCGGCUGAGGAAGAGAGCGUCGAACAACGUCUGGACAGGUUGGAAAGAGAGGAAGCAGAAGCCGCGGGCGAGGAAGAAUUGGACAAGAUGGAAGAGCUGGAAGCCAAGAACCAGGAUGCUCAACGAGAAAUGGCCGCUGCCGAUGCCUUGGACGAAAUCCGACACAGAAACGCUCGCAUCAACCGAUCCGAGAAAGAAGGUGUGGAUUUUGUAGAUACUAUCGUACGAACAGAAGACGAAGAGAGAGAACGACAGGAAAAGGAAGAUGAAGAAGCUGCCAAGGCGGCAUUCGCUGCGGCACGAGCUCAGGUAGAGAGUUCUACGAAGGUUGCCGAACCAGAAGAAACACCUAUUGAGCCGCAAGCCCCAGCGCCAACCUUUAAGAGGGCGGUUAAGAAGAAGAAAGACCAUGCAGCUGCUCUGGGACUCAAAAAGAAAUCGUCAUGAGGGAAAGGACAAUGGGAAAAUUAAAUAACUAAUUGUAAUGACGAUCAUGGAUUUUGGCGCAAACAUAGGGUCACAUUAUGUUCAAUUCAACAUCAAGAGAAAAAGUAUUGAUCAGAUAAUUCGUUCAUAUAUCAUUCCGCUAGUCGUAGCAAAUAGCUAAAUGCUAUAUUCUCUUUCCUCCACUAAUGUCUGUGUGUCCCUGUUCCCGCUAUGUCACAGUGCUACUCUCGCAGCUCAUAAAUCCUCGACCAUAAACGCCUUGCAUGUCGUGUUUGCUUGUAAAGAGAAGAACUUUGAAAAUAGGCCAUUUCGUCAUAUAAAAAUGAACUUUUUUAGGCACCAGUACGCCGUAAAUAAUAUGUUGUUUCAUGAGAGAAGUGUGAUGAUGAGGCCCUGGCUCAGAAGGGGCUGGGGGCAGCUUCGCCACCAUUGACGUCGCGAUUGAUGUCAUGCCCCAACAGCCAAGGCAGAACGACAAAAAAGUGAGAAGUAGAACUCAUGAUAGGAGUGGAGUUCUAGAAUUGUCGUAUUCUCGUCAUGAUUUAUGAGUAGUUGGGGCUUGUGUGGCCGUUUGUCAUGCCAGACGAACGGGCGCGCUGAGCAGUAGCGUUGGUUGGGGGUGGGCUAGCACCGGAAGCCUCCAUCUGACGCUUUGUGUGGUCGUGCAUGAAACGGGAGUAGCUUGAGAGGUUUGUAGGAGGAGGGGGAGACAUGGACAUGGAGACGGAGCCGUAGUCUGAUCGAGCGGGCAUGAUGAAGGUGUUUUGUGGUGUUUGUGUAAGAGGAUUGAGACGAGGUUGAGUUGCGUGAUGAGUGAUGAAUUAUCGACUGAAGCAAGUGAGUCGAAUUGUUGAAUUGAAUAGGCUAGUGGUAAACGCCGGCUUGAAAGAGGAGAGUUUAUAAAUUGAGGCUGCUGAGUAGCUGAAGUUGUUGUGAUUGUCGUUGUACUGAUUGAUGAUGAGAAUCAAAAUGGAGAGGGGAUGUCAGGGUCUUAUUAUACCACAAACUUUA